AUGACUUUAAUUUCUUUUUCUUUUCUCUCCUCUUUCUCUUUCAUAACAUUUAUCUCACUCUCUCUCUCUCUCUCUCUCUCUAAUUUCUUCCUCUUUCCCCUUUCUUUCUUCCUUUGUCUCUCACUUUUAAAUACCUUUUUACUUUCUCGGUCCUUUCUCACUCGUUUCUUAUUCUUUUUCAUUAUUCCUUUCUUUCUUUCUUUCUUUCUUUCUUUCUUUCUUCUUAUUCCAUUUCUCUAUCUCUCUCUCUUACUCCUUUUCUUUUUUCACUCUUUGUCUCUUUUCUUUCGUAUAAAGACGACAGUCCACAAUAUAUAUUUCUGUAUCUAUCUAUUUAUACGUGGUGUGCGCCCGCGUAUGCGUAUUCGUGUGUGUCUGUUCAUGUCCAUCAAACUGGUUCGUUUUGAAACUUCAUAUAUUUGUGUGCCUGUGUAUAUAUGUCUCUAUCUAUCUAUCUAUCUAUCUAUCUAUCUAUCUAUUUUCAUUUUCUCCCCCUUUUUCCAGUAUUUUUUCCUCCAUUUUUUUUACUUCCUUUCCGCUCCAAACACACUUUUCCCCACCUUUCUGAUAUUUCCCGCUGUUUUUCUCCGCGUCUUCUUGUUCCAACACGAGCACUUCAACAGAUCCACGACCACCAUAUUUAUUUUUAUUUAUUUUUUUUUAAUAAUCGUUCAACCUCCCAGAGGCUUUUUCUUCAGAAAUCACGUUUCCUUGUCUCGUAAACCCGCGAGCAGGACACGAACCUGA
Messenger RNA from Acanthosepion pharaonis, 747 nucleotides. The record is from the annotation of a GenBank genome assembly. NCBI's taxonomy places the organism in Eukaryota, Metazoa, Mollusca, Cephalopoda, Sepiida, Sepiidae.